CGAGCAAAGGAGCCAGCCCGCGAGCCAGCCCGCGACCGAGGGCAAGAGGCGAGCCGGGCACAGCCUAAGCCUGGAUCCGGCCAGCCCCCCACCAUGCGCGGCAGCCCGCUUUAGCUACUCCAUGGAGCCGGGCAACUUCUACGAGGCGGACUCGCGGCCCCCGAUGAGCAGCGCCCUGCACCCGCACCCGCACGCGCACCGCCACCCCACGCAGCAGCAGCAGCCGCCCGCGCCUUCGCCCGCCUCGGCGCACCCGCACCUGCAGCAGGCGGGCGGCUACGGCUACCUGGCGGCGUCGGAGCUGCCGGACAUCUGCGAGCACGAGAACUCCAUCGACCUGAGCGCCUACAUCGACCCGGGCGCCUUCAACGACGAGUUCCUGGCCGACCUCUUCCAGCACAGCAAGCAGCAGCAGGAGCGCGCCGCCAAGGCCGGCCUGGAGUGCGGCGCCGGGGCCGCCAUGCCGGGCGCCGGGUUCCCGCCGGGCGCCGGCGGCCUCUACGGCUACGCGGACAAGCUGGAGGCCGGCGCGGCCUACGAGCGCCUGGGCCCGGGGCCCCCGCCGCCGCUGCCGGGCCUGCGCCCGCUGCUCAUCAAGCAGGAGCCGCACGAGGACGACGAGGCGGCGGCGCUGGCCGCCCUCUACCCGCCGCCGCCCGCCGCCGCCGCCAACUGCAGCCACCUCCAGUACCAGGCGGCGCACUGCGCGCAGACCACGGUGCACCUGCAGCCCGGCGGGCAGCCCACGCCGCCGCCCACGCCGGCGCCCAGCCCGCACGGCGCCCACCACCCCCAUCACCCCCACCCGCACCGGCUCCACCACGCCGCCGCCCACGCCCACGCCGCGUCGCCGUCGCCGGGCGGCAAGUCCAAGAAGUCGCUGGACAAGAGCAGCAGCGAGUACCGCGUGCGGCGCGAGCGCAACAACAUCGCGGUGCGCAAGAGCCGCGACAAGGCCAAGCAGCGCAACGCCGAGACGCAGCACAAGGUCCUGGAGCUGAGCAGCGACAACGACCGGCUCCGCAAGCGCGUCGAGCAGCUCAGCCGCGAACUCGAGACGCUGCGCGGCAUCUUCCGGCAGCUGCCCGAGAGCUCGCUGGUCAAGGCCAUGGGCAGCUGCGCCUGAGCGCCCCGACGGGGCC
This is a messenger RNA of Elgaria multicarinata webbii, 1142 nucleotides long. RefSeq names its product CCAAT enhancer binding protein alpha (gene CEBPA). The record is from RefSeq and is a predicted model, not a curated record. Lineage: Eukaryota; Metazoa; Chordata; Lepidosauria; Squamata; Anguidae. Gene Ontology annotation, biological process: DNA-templated transcription; regulation of transcription by RNA polymerase II. The coding region runs from base 122 to 1126 and encodes 334 amino acids. The transcript has a single exon. Gene Ontology annotation, molecular function: DNA-binding transcription factor activity, RNA polymerase II-specific; RNA polymerase II cis-regulatory region sequence-specific DNA binding.